Boeremia exigua is the source of this 1966-nucleotide messenger RNA. RefSeq names its product Alpha/Beta hydrolase protein. Gene Ontology annotation, molecular function: cholinesterase activity. The record is from RefSeq and is a predicted model, not a curated record. NCBI's taxonomy places the organism in Eukaryota, Fungi, Ascomycota, Dothideomycetes, Pleosporales, Didymellaceae. The coding region runs from base 124 to 1863 and encodes 579 amino acids. The transcript has 6 exons.
GCCCUGUGUUCAUGAAGUAUUGACGGCACAGUAGUUGCUACCUAAGUGGCACUGGAUGAUGAUGCAUACAUCAUUGGUCACAACGACAACAUACAUAAUGAACACAUCCAUAUUUGGUGCCCGAUGCUACGCAAUCGUUCUCCAGCCUUCGCAAUGCAGUUCAAUCGAAGUGUGCUCUUGCUCGCUCUGACAUCGCUGAUUUCAGCAUCGGAUUACAACCCUACGCCAAGCGCGACAAUCGAUGCAGGGAUUAUUGUUGGAAGAGCCACAGCUCUGCCAAAUGGCUUGGGGCCCUCCGUGAACCAGUUUCUAGGCAUUCCAUUUGCGCAGUCGCCUCCAGAAAGGUUCUCACCACCCCGAAACGUCACAGCCUUUGGCAGCCCUCUUAACGCUACGGCAUGGAAGCCUGCAUGUAUACAGCAAUUUAGAUAUCCCCUAGCAAGCCAACAAUUCGCUCAGGCGGUGUUCAACAACCCCGGUGGUCCACCGCCCGUUGAGUCAGAGGAUUGUCUAUAUCUCAACGUAUACGCUCCGUCGGGAUCUCCUGGUGGCAAUGGAAGAGCCGUGAUGUUCUGGAUUUAUGGAGGGUCCCUACAAUUCGGCACAGCCGGCCUGGCGACAUAUGACGGCAGUGCUCUUGCCGACUAUGAAGACAUUAUAGUUGUGACUACCAACUACAGGACCAAUGUGUUCGGCUUUGCAGCAUCCCCCGAACUUCCAUUAGCUGAACGAAACCUAGGUUUUCUUGAUCAAAGAUUUGCUCUGGACUGGGUACAGCGCAAUAUUCAUGCCUUUGGAGGCGAUCCAAGUAAGGUCACGGUGUUUGGUGAAAGCGCUGGAGGCUUCUCAGUCGACGCCUUGUUGACCAGCUACCCUAAAAACAGCAAGCCUCCCUUCCGUGCGGCGAUUCUGCAAAGUGGCCAAUACAGUUACCGAGCGGCACCUCCGAUGUCCAGCGUACCGGCGUGGGACAAUCUCACUGCCUCACUCCGAUGUCCCGGCACAUACGGUACCAAUCUGACAUGCGUGCGCGCCGCAAAUGCUACCGAUAUCAAGCGAAUCAUAGAAGUUAAUUCGUUGAUAUUCAACCCAAUUGCUGACAAUGUGACUUUGUUCCAGAACCCGGCUGCACGUAGGCUCAGCGGUAACAUAUCGCAAAUUCCUGUCCUUGGAGGAUCAAACUCGCAAGAAGGACGUGUCUUUGCUGUCGGUCAAACCAACUUGACUGCCUUCCUACAAACUACCUUCGGCGCAGCCCCAGCAUUAAUUCCUGCGAUUGCAGCAGCAUACCCCAUUGGCGGUCCCGGUAUCACCAAUGGCUAUGACGCCAUCUCUGCAGUCAUCACGGAUGCGACUUUCCAAUGCCCAGCAGCACUGUGGGCAAAUGCGACAGCAUCCAUUGGUAUUCCCACUUGGCGCUAUUACUUCAACGCCUCCUUCUCAAACACACAGUCCUAUCCGCAACUGGGAGCGUAUCACGCGUCUGAGAUUCCACUCGUGUUCGGUACUUAUCCAAGGUCGAACACAACAACCCAGGAAUACGCACUCGCCUCCUACAUGCGGGGUGCAUGGGCACGUUUCGCAAAGAAUCCUCUGGCAGGACCCGGUUGGAAUGCUCUUGGUAGCGGUCAAGCUGGCUCUGUCCUCUCAGGCGCCUACGAUCAAGUUCCCGAUGGAAUUUACUAUGGUGGUAGCGGGAACGUCACAGCCGGGACUUGGAAUGUGGGUGUACUUGGUGACAUUGGUAGAGUGAAAGGUGGAGGUGUGACACUCUUGCCACAGAGUCAAUUGGAUUACCGAUGCAGUCUGUUCAACCCACUUUACCAGGCUGUCGUCGGGAGCGCUGGGAUGCCGCCAGCGUAGAUCAAGGUUUUGAAGGGAAUGAAAGGUGCGAUUUCGGAGUGCGGGGUAGGUACGAAAUAGUGGGGCAGCCGUUCAAAUACCGAGCCACCGAGCCUGAUACAGC